Molecule: messenger RNA, 1449 nt
Organism: Uranotaenia lowii
Lineage: Eukaryota; Metazoa; Arthropoda; Insecta; Diptera; Culicidae
Product: protein amnionless-like
Exons: 2
Coding region: 4-1374 (456 amino acids)
Biological process (GO): intracellular protein localization; receptor-mediated endocytosis
Cellular component (GO): endocytic vesicle; apical plasma membrane
Source: RefSeq, a predicted model, not a curated record
AAAAUGUGCUCACGAAAGAUUCUCAUCCUCUAUCCCCUAAUUCUAACAGUGACAAGUGCUUCGAAACUGUGGCGCUUCGAUUUGAACUUUGACAAUCCUUCCAACUGGCUAUCACAGAGCGUUCCUCAGCACGGUCAAUCCAUAGUUUUCCCGGCCAAACUGAAUGCCCUCGUUGAUUUGCCCCAGGUUGGACAGACGGAAUCGAUCGUCCUACCCCGAGAAGGUGUCGUAGUGAUACCGGAAACGGAUUUUUCACUUACUUUCUUGGCAGAUAGUUCGAAAUUGGCGCCAGCUGUUUUCAAAGCUCCCAUCCGGAGACCUUAUUACGCGGCCGAGAACUGGCUGGCAGUCGAUGCAAUGGGGAACGUGCUUCCGGAACCGAACAAGGCAGUGCCCCAUUUGGAGCGGAUCCCGUGUCAAUUUGAGGAAGCAGUUUUCCUGGAUCCACCUGGGCCAAUUGAUCUUCAGUAUCACGAGGCGGUUGAAUUGAAAGGGGUGGUUUAUGGGAAAACGAGUGGAUUGGCAGAGUUGCAACAAUUUUUCCGAUCGGAUUUGGGCCAGUACGUGUUCUAUAAUGCCGAAGAUAGCGUCGUUCGGGAGGGUAAAUGUGCCAGUCCGGAAAAGUGUCCCUGUCAACCGGAGUGGGUUGCGGAUGCUGUCUGUCGGAAUGAAAUUUGUCCGAUUCCGCGGUGUCUUAACCCGAUUCAACCGGUCGGUUAUUGUUGCGCCAUUUGUGGUGGAGUGCUGACGAUGGAUUUGUUGAGCUUUGGAGGGAAGUUUGAUCUGGAAACCUUCAGGAAAAAACUCGACAGGAAGAUCACCGCAUCUGAGGUUGAUGCAUCAGCAGUUGAAUAUCAUGUCAGCGUUCAAAAUGAUGCCCUGCAGCUGGUGAUUGUAGACAAAGAGGAGUACGAUGAAAUAAGUGUUGAGCUGCUGAAAAGUUUGGAGUCUUUCUUCGCCAAACAAUUUAUGAACAGCCACAGAAUAAUGAGCUCGGGACAUCCAUAUGUGCCGUAUCAGUCGGGACAGCUGAUAACGGUGAUCUUAUUCACCCUACUCAUCGUAUCCGCCUUCUUUACAUCGUUCUACGUCUACUACUACGAUGAUCGAGUGCUCCCCCGCAUCCUCGUCAUGAUACGCAAUCGACAGUUUAUCGCAACCCCCUUCGUAUUUGCUCGGUUCGAUCCCAACAAUGAACACGAGGAAGGACAAUCGGCGGUGGAUAUCAACUUUAGCCCGUCCGGUAUCGAAAAUUUAAACUCGUCCUUCAACAAUCCGAUGUUCGAAGGUAACGGAGCCAAUAGAACGGAUUCGACCAAGAAAGAUGAGCAGGAUGAAUCCUACGUCGAUGUGGAGUUGGAGUCUCAAAAAUAGCUCCAAACUUUAUAUGUGGAACCUAGGUAUUGAUUGUUCGAUAAUAAUGCGAAAUGUAUUGAUAAUGUAUGAAGU